AUGCCUUCAGUAUUCCCAUACUUGCAAGACAAACUCCUAGAUGAAUGCCGCAUCUUCAAAACCAACUUGGAUGUCCAAGUCCAUAUCCUACAGUGUGAUCCAGAUGAUCGAGGAAAGAAGCGUAUCAAGGAUGUCUCUCGGGCAGUAGUAGAACUGUCAGUUCAAACGGAUCGGAUUAUAAACAUCGCCCUCGAUAUGGUUGCUGGGGCUCCUGACAGCGAGAUAAUCCGUCGCAAUACCGCCUUUUGGUCCCGUGGACUUGAUGGCCAUUACAAAUUCGAGGAUGUUUUUCUUGCCAUAGAGCACGACUUGGUCAACAUAAUGUUGGCCCUUAAAAACGGCCCAUGUGAUUGUUACUGUGCUGACAUUGCUGGGUGUCUUGAUGGAAUGGCAAGGAAGGUUUCGUUUCAUUUGAAUGUCUAG
Molecule: messenger RNA, 423 nt
Organism: Penicillium digitatum Pd1
Lineage: Eukaryota; Fungi; Ascomycota; Eurotiomycetes; Eurotiales; Aspergillaceae
Source: RefSeq, a predicted model, not a curated record